UCGAACAACCGCAUUCUCUCUGAAGAUGAAAGGCUUCCUCUUCUUUCAGGGUCCUGUAACCUUUGAUGAAGUUGCCGUGAAUUUCACAGAGGCGGAGUGGGCAUUGCUGGAUCAAAACCAAAGGGCCUGCCACAGGGACGUCAUGGAGGAGACGCAUGAAAAUGUGGUGUCUUUGGCCCGUGAGGGAAGACACAGCGAGAACCAGGAAGAAUUGUGUUGGAUAGGCUUGGAAAUAUUCCUUUUUAAAGAGAGUCAUCUUCAAGGAAGGAGAAGUGAAGCAAAUACACACAGUAGAAAUGAAGAUUUAGCUUUUCCACUCAGAGAUUCGCAAGAUUCUCUGCUCCAGGAAAACAGAGAGAAAAGGAAGGAAACGAGUAGAUGUUCUUUGGGCAGAAAUAACUGUACUCUAAGUGCUGCUUGGACAAUCGACAUGGGAGGGAGACCGCUGAGAAUCCCAGAAGGUGCCAAGAAUCUUUCUGAUCAUUCACCCUUGGGAAUUCAUCAAACUUUUCAGAGCUUCGAAAGUAGAAAGAGCUUCCAGGACAGACUGAACCUUGUUUUCCCUCAGGGAACGGACACAGAGAAACCCUUUACAUGUGUAGAGUGUGGAAAGAGCUACAGUCACAGGGCAUCCCUGGCUUGUCAUCUGAGGAUCCACACCGUGGAGAAGCCAUUUAAAUGCUUGGAAUGUGGAAAGAGUUUCCGUCAGGGUCCAAGGCUUGCCAGCCAUGUGAGAAUCCACACAGGGGAUAAACCUUUUAAAUGCCUGGAAUGUGGAAAGAGCUUCCAUCAGGUUCAAAACCUUGCCAGGCAUGUGAAAAUCCACACCGGGGAGAAGCCAUUUAAGUGCUCAGAAUGUGGGAAGAGCUUCAGUCGCAGGGCACACCUGGAUU
This is a messenger RNA of Pogona vitticeps (central bearded dragon), 893 nucleotides long. The record is from RefSeq and is a predicted model, not a curated record. Lineage: Eukaryota; Metazoa; Chordata; Lepidosauria; Squamata; Agamidae.